Exophiala xenobiotica is the source of this 1524-nucleotide messenger RNA. RefSeq lists its product as uncharacterized. The record is from RefSeq and is a predicted model, not a curated record. Lineage: Eukaryota; Fungi; Ascomycota; Eurotiomycetes; Chaetothyriales; Herpotrichiellaceae. The transcript has a single exon. Gene Ontology annotation, molecular function: hydrolase activity. Bases 294 to 1379 code for a protein of 361 amino acids.
GUUGGUACCCAGUUGAAUACUACCUCCCGCUUAUCGAACACAAUGCGAGAAUACGCGCCUACCUAUCAUCACGAUCCUGUAGAAGCACAUCCCGUCAAAUCUGCACAAUCGUCGACUGCCCAUCGAUGCACGUAUUCGUACUACUCCAUCUACAGAACUAGGCUCCAACCAACAGAGACCUAUAAGUAGCCUCGACGAGUCUCGGUGGUCUUGUUAUCGAGACUUUCCACGCCCAAUCUUCAUUGAAAGAACACAAAAACCCCCUCCAAAGAAAAAUAAGCAAAUACGCAGAUAUGACAAGAUCUGACCUGUUCACCUCUGACCCAAACUGGACCGCCUUUGCCGAAAAGCAGGGCUACCUGAAACCAGCAGGGGCACCAUCACCGUCACCCAACGUCCCCGUCACACUGGACAUCCCUUCAGACCGCGCCGAGCAAGCCAUCGACGAGGCAAAAUGGUCUCAAGACCACCCUCUAUCGUCCGUUGGCUAUGACUCCCGGCUGUCGACCAUAACCGUGCGCGACGGCACCGCGAUCAGUGUGAAGAUUUCAUUCCCGGCUCGUCUAGCUAAUGAAACCCAGACCCAGACCCAGUCCGAAUCCAAAUCCAAACUUCCAAUCCUCUUCGUCACCCAUGGUGGCGGCUGGGUGCAGGGCACGCACGUCACCGAAGAAGCAUGGCUGUUGUGGCCGCUCUAUUCGCGAUUCGACAUGCUCAUCGUGAGUGUCGAGUACCGGAUGGCGCCGGAGCACCCCUUCCCGGCAUGGAUGGACGAUAGUUGGGACGUGCUUGAGAAGCUCCUCUCCGAACCUACCACAUUUCUAUCCCAUUUCUCCGCUGCUUCCGCUGAGUCGAGCAGCUCAAUGGGCAAUGUCGACAUAGAUACGGACAAGGUGAUUCUUCUCGGAUCCUCCGCUGGCGCAGGAACGGCUGCAUACCUUUCGCAGACCUGCCGGGACAAAAGCAUUCCGAUCUACGGCGUGGUUUUGAACGUGCCUUUAUUGUGUGACUACCGCCAUCUCCCUGAGGAUUGUCAGUCGAGCUAUGAGCAAGUCACGAGCUCGCUAUUGUCGGCAGGCGACAUGCGCGCGAUGUGGGACGUGAUCAUCCCGUCGCCAACAGUAGGAGCAGAUCCCAAAGCGAGCCCGUUGCUGGGCGAUGUCAAAGGUUUACCCAGACAUUUGGUUUUCGUGGCAGGACAGGAUCCGCUACGGGAUGAGGGAUUAAAAUAUGUGCAAAACUUGGACGAGGCCGGUGUGGAGGUCAAGCUGUAUACGUACCCGGGUGUGCCGCAUACAUUUGCGGAGUUCUGGGAAUUGGAUGCGACGGCGAGGUUUUGGGAAGAUCUCAGGAGCGGACUCAAAGAAUGGCUGGCGUAGAAGUAUCAGUGGCGACGCUUGACAAUACAGGUGGGUGGACGUUCUUAUUGUUAGAACUGUGACAAAGAGCUUCAACACGCAAGAAAAUCAGACAGACAAGGAAAUAGGAAAUCAUAUGAGAAGGCACCUUCGAGUGGCAUUCGAC